AUGGUGAUGAUGAUGAUGAUGGUGGUCCAGCAGCAGGUCAGCGGGGAGCCGCUGUGGACAGAGGCGGUGCUCCCCGGGUGUCCGGUGCGCGCAGUGCUGUGCGUGACGGCCGCGGUGACCGUGCUGCUCGGCCUGCUCUGGCUGUACCGGCUGAUCUUCUGCCCGCUGUUGCUGCGCAGGAGACUGGACGAGGUCGGAUACGUGACCGAGAAGCAAAGGUCCAGAGCGCAGGUGGCGAACGAGGUGCGCCGCAGGAGGAAGACUGGGGAUCUGCCCCCCGUUUACCCGAACGGCUGGUACCGGAUCCUGGACUCGUCCAUGCUGGAGAGAGGCGACGUGAAGGAUGUGACAGUUUUAGGACAGCAGGUGGCAGUAUUCAGAGGCUUAGAUGGGAGAGUUUAUGCGCUAGAUGCCUACUGUCCUCACCUGGGCGCUAACCUGGCUGUCGGAGGACGGGUGGUGGGAAACUGCAUCGAGUGUCCGUUUCACGGGUGGCAGUUUGGUGGAAAUGACGGGAAGUGCGUGAAGAUUCCGUACGCCGAAAAAGUGCCUCAUUUCGCAAAGGUGCGUCCGUGGCCGAGCUGUGAGGUCAACAACCAGAUCCUGGUCUGGUUUCACUGUGACGGAGAAGAUCCUGAGUGGACCGUUCCAGAGCAGCAGGAGAUCACAGAGGGACAGUGGGUUUAUCGAGGGAGGACGGAACACUUCAUCAACGCUCACAUACAGGAGCUUCCUGAGAAUAUCGGAGACUUUGCUCACCUCAAUUUCCUGCACACGCCGGGUUUCAUCAGCGGCACAGAUCUACGAUUCACCGGCACCAGAAUCUGCACGUUUCUGCAGCACAUCUGGAAAGCUCAGUGGGAACCGGAGUCAGAGCCCAACAAACACUGCUCCCGCAUGUUCCUCCAACACACACUGACUGUGUUUGGACAACACUUCUCUCUGCUGGAUGUUCACGUCGUGGCCAGACAGGUGGGUCCAGGUCUGGUGUGGAUGCAUUUUAAGCACAGUUUUCUGGGUCGAGGUCUGAUAUUACAGAGUGUGACUCCGGUGGAGCCUCUGUUGCAGUUUGUCACUCACACCAUCUACUACCAGGCCAAUGUUCCAGCCCUGAUUCCCAAGUUCAUCCUCAGAGUGGAGUGUGUUCAGUUUGAGCGGGACGUCAUGAUCUGGAACAAUAAGAAAUACGUCUCCAAACCUCUUCUAACGAAGGAGGACUCCUGCAUCCAGAGGCACCGGCGCUGGUUCAGUCAGUUCUACAGUGACAACAGUCCACAGCUGCAGCAGCGCAGGGACACGCUUCACUUCUGACCUGCAGGUGGACCACAGACAUGUGGACCACAGCGCUGGUCUCAGGGACACUUUACACUUUCUAUACAAUAAAGUAAAGAGGGAGAGUGACUGUGAAAAGUGUUGAUAUUCUGCCUAUUUUGUUGAAAUUUCUUUUAA
This is a messenger RNA of Solea senegalensis (Senegalese sole), 1449 nucleotides long. Its product is annotated as cholesterol 7-desaturase nvd. Gene Ontology annotation, molecular function: 2 iron, 2 sulfur cluster binding; chlorophyllide a oxygenase activity. Gene Ontology annotation, cellular component: chloroplast. Lineage: Eukaryota; Metazoa; Chordata; Actinopteri; Pleuronectiformes; Soleidae. The transcript has 7 exons. Gene Ontology annotation, biological process: cholesterol metabolic process; chlorophyll biosynthetic process. The record is from RefSeq and is a predicted model, not a curated record. Bases 1 to 1311 code for a protein of 436 amino acids.